This is a messenger RNA of Nicotiana attenuata, 714 nucleotides long. RefSeq names its product RPM1-interacting protein 4-like. NCBI's taxonomy places the organism in Eukaryota, Viridiplantae, Streptophyta, Magnoliopsida, Solanales, Solanaceae. The record is from RefSeq and is a predicted model, not a curated record. The transcript has 4 exons. The coding region runs from base 34 to 498 and encodes 154 amino acids.
UCAAUAACAAGAAGAAGAAUCCCAAAAUCAUUAAUGGCUCAGGGAUCACAUGUUCCUAAGUUCGGAAACUGGGAUGGUGACAAUGUGCCAUACACAGCGUAUUUUGAGAAUGCGCGCAAAGGAAAAGGCGGUAAGAUGAUAAAUCCAAAUGAUCCAGAGGAGAAUCCAGAGGCUUUUGCAUAUAGAGGAUAUGAAGAUGCUAGUAUUAAUGUUUCUCCUGCGAAAACUCCUUUAAUCGAAACGCCUCAGUACAAUUAUGGUCAUCGCAGAAAUCCUUCUGAUGAUCUUUCUAAUUAUUCAUCAGCAUCAGUACCAAAAUUUGGAGCAUGGGAUGAGAAAGACCCCAAAUCUGGCGAAGGAUUUACAGUAAUUUUCAACAAAGUAAAAGAGGAAAAGCAGAUAGCAGCUGCUAAAUUCCCUAUUGUGCAGCCACAACCAAACAUGCCUUCCUCACAUAAAAGAAAUACUAAAUCAAAGAUGUUUUGCUGCCUCUUUUGAACAUCUACAUUCUCAAGUUUAAUGAUUAUUUUGCUCCCCCAUUCCUCUCACUCUAUGGCGUAAGCAAAAGUUGAAGAAUUUUGUAUUAAGGUUUCUUGUGGAAAAAAUAUUUUGUUACAUUUCAGUCAAACUUUAUUAAUGCAUCUUCGUUGAUAAAAAACAUGGUGUAUGUAUAUUUAUUUCUACUGAUAAUUUGAGACAUUAAUAUAUCGAGUU